AUGUGUUUGGUUUUUCCGCCGCAUCAUGCGUUGCCUGCCGUCCACAGAGUAAGGUGUGCAACUUUCUUGCAACCAACAUGGGCCUGCGGGCAUCAUCCUAAAUGCUAUUUGCGCGUGACCUGUAUACUGUACCGCCCCGGAAACUCCCGUCCCGUAUUCCCCCCCCCCCCCCACCUUGCCUUAUCCACUGUGUACCCAAGCCUACUGUACCGUUACCGUACAUGA
Molecule: messenger RNA, 225 nt
Organism: Chondrus crispus (carragheen)
Lineage: Eukaryota; Rhodophyta; Florideophyceae; Gigartinales; Gigartinaceae
Exons: 1
Coding region: 1-225 (74 amino acids)
Source: RefSeq, a predicted model, not a curated record